AUGUCAUCGACUCCUGUGCAGGUCGUUCCCCCGAGAUUCCCCGAUCCAGAGCUCUUCGCCCCUCCAAAAUUCAGUGAGAUGCCAAAGGCACGCCCGGUGACCGUGCCGCCCAAGGCCAAGGCUGAGGCUUCCGCGAGUGCUCCGAAGCCUCAAUUUUCAGCAGCGGUUUCUAUGCUGACAGCUCGGCCAAAGGUCUUGCCGUCUCCGCCUGAAGCUCCAGUGCCCACAGCCGGCGGCGCGCCGGUCAGGGCUGAGCGCAAAAGCGCUUUGAAGCGGAAGGCGCCAAAGAGCUCAAAGCCGCCUGCAGCACCGCAAGCAGAGGAGCCGCAAGGCGCUGGCGAUGCUGAUUUGAAGGACGAGCCACUGCAAGAGAAGCCGGUGCACCCGGUGAAGAGACGCCCAUCCGCUCUGUUGCAAUCCAAACCGAAGUCCAAGCCCGUCCCGUCCAAACCACAAGAGGCCUUUGAACACCAGGGAGCGCCGGGAGCGGACCUCGAGCCCAAGGAGGUACUCGAAGAAGAGGCAUUCGGAUUCGCGCAAGGAGUCGAUCUGGAAAAGGCAUCUCCACAACAAAGCCCGGUCCCGCCGGAGACGGCUGAAGCGGAAGGCUUCCUCUUCGAGCAGGAACGGGAGGAAAAGGAUGCGCCAGACGAACAACAGGAGGAAUGGUGGUGGUGGCAGCAACAGCAAAGCUUCGCCGAGGCUGUUGCACCCGUCCCUGAGCGUGAGAUGGAAGCGCCAGCAGAAGAAGCAGAUGAGCAGACCGAGGAGCCCAUGGACACCGAUCAAGAGAUGGUAUUCGAGGAUGCAGAGGCUGAGUCUGAGAUUUCAGAGAGCCUGGAUGCCCUGGAGGCACAGAUCUCUGCGGAAGAAGACCGGGUCUACGAGCUCCAGCGGCAGUUGCUGGCAGAGAAUGACAGUGACACGGAGGAGACGGACACGGAGGCAGGGCCGGCAGGCGCCGGGGUGGAGCGGCCUUUGAAGAGGAAGCUGAGCCUUCCGAAGCAAGACCCGAAGCUGAGGAAGGAUCUCCGGCAGUUGAUCCAGCGGUAUGGAAAUUCCCAACACCUCCUCACGAGCCCUUCCACUCCGCCUUUGGAAGAGACAUCGGAGCUUGGCGCUCCUCGCACUCCUCCCCUGCAAGAGAGCCCAGAGUCUGUGGCACAUUUCGCACCUCUUCUCGCAAACCUCCUCGCCUCCUCCAUGCCAGAGUCUCAGCCGCCUCUUGAGGCCCCACCGGAUCCACAGGAGCCAGAGGGCCCUACAACGGCUUGGGCUGCCGCAGAUCCCCGGGUCGUCCCAGUGUCACUUCAUGAGAGCAGCUCGGGCCCCCAUGAGUGGACAGCUGCUGCGAACAGCAGCCGGCAUGCCUCAACGCUGGAGGAACUUGUAGGUCAGCCCGCCUCCGUUGCGUGUCCCGGCACCGCGGAGGCGGUGAAGACAGAAGACAGCCUGAACAGCGCGUUGAUUCGGGCCGUCCUGGAUGCGGGGCUUCCGGAGCUGCAGGGUGCGAUUCCACAGAAUCCCCACGAGCCAACCAUUGCAGCAGCAGCAUCUACAAUGUGGGCCUCUGCGAUGGAGGCGUACACGGAGAGCAUUCUGAUGAGCUCAAGAGCGACGUCUCUUGCAGAGAGCAUAUUGCACAUCCGCUCUUUGGUAGCCGAGCGAGGAUGCUUGGCUACACGAGAAUUGCCACGUUUGCCAGCCACUGCGAUGGCUCGUGUUGUCGAUGGACAACGAAGCUUCGACUGCCAACGUCCGAUCAACCACGGAAGCUAG
Messenger RNA from Symbiodinium necroappetens, 1779 nucleotides. NCBI's taxonomy places the organism in Eukaryota, Dinophyceae, Suessiales, Symbiodiniaceae. The record is from the annotation of a GenBank genome assembly.